CGAGAGUUCGCCCUGCCGGCAACCAGCACGCUGUCGCGGCAUUUUACGACGUCAGCAGUGACAGGCCCCUGGGCCUUGGAAACAUUCAGCUUCCUCCCUCCAUCCUGGUGAAAGCCAACGCGAUGUUCGGUGCUGGGGACGAGGACGACACCGACUUCCUCUCGCCCAGCGGCGGUGCCAGACUGGCCUCUCUUUUUGGACUGGAUCAGGCCGCUGCUGGCCAUGGAAAUGAAUUCUUCCAGUACACAGCCCCAAAGCAGCCUAAGAAAGCCCAGGGAACAGCAGCAACAGGAAAUCAGUCAACACCAAAAACAGCACCAACCACCAUGGGCACUUCUACAGUACUAUAUGCAACAGCAGUCCAUGCCUAUCGAUACACAAAUGGUCAAUAUGUAAAGCAGGGCAAAUUUGGUGCUGCAGUCCUGGGGAACCACACAGCCAGAGAGUAUAGGAUUCUUCUUUAUAUCAGUCAGCAACAGCCAGUCACUGUUGCUAGGAUUCAUCUGAACUUUGAGCUAAUGGUUCGGCCCAAUAACUAUAGCACCUUUUAUGAUGACCAGAGACAAAACUGGUCCAUCAUGUUUGAGUCGGAAAAGGCUGCUGUGGAGUUCAAUAAACAGGUGUGCAUUGCCAAGUGCAACAGCACUUCUUCCCUGGAUGCAGUGCUCUCCCAGGACCUCAUUGUGGCAGAGGGCCCUGCUGUAGAAGUUGGAGAUUCUUUGGAAGUGGCCUAUACUGCCUGGCUCUUUCAGAAUCAUGUGCUGGGUCAGGUUUUUGACUCCACUGCUAACAAAGAUAAACUGCUUCGCCUGAAAUUAGGUUCAGGAAAAGUCAUCAAGAGCUGGGAGGAUGGAAUGCUGGGCAUGAGAAAAGGAGGGAAGCGGUUGCUUGUCAUCCCCCCAGCCUGUGCUGCUGGCUCAGAAGGGGUGAUAGGCUGGACUCAAGCAGCGGACUCGAUCCUGGUGUUCGAAGUGGAGGUCAGGCGGGUGAAGUUUGUCAGGGAUUCUGGCUCUGAUGGGCACAGUGUUAGUUCCCGGGAUUCUGCGGCUCCUUCUCCCACACCUGGUGCUGACAACCCCUCUGCUGAUACUGUUGUGUCACCACCCACAUCGGUGCCUUUCAAAUCAGGGGAACCGGCUCUUCGUACCAAAUCUAACUCCCUCAGUGAACAACUUAUGAUGAACACAAGUCCUGAUACAGUCAAGGCCAAGUUGAUCUCUCGGAUGGCUAAAAUGGGCCAGCCCAUGCUGCCCAUCCUUCCACCACAGCUGGAUUCCAAUGACUCAGAAAUUGAAGAGGUGAAUGCUCUGAGAGGAGUUGGGCAGCCCAUGGUGACUCCGUCCGUCCAGCACUCUCUUCAGCCAGCCCAUCCAGUGUUACCACAGAUGACCUCACAGGCACCUCAGCCACCUGUUUCUGGGCUCCAAGCACCUUCUGCUGCCUUAAUGCAAGUUGCCUCUCUCGAUUCCCACUCAGCUGUAUCUGGAAAUGCCCAGUCCUUUCAGCCCUAUGCAGGUCUGCAAGCCUACGCUUAUCCCCAGGCGUCAGCCGUCAACUCCCAGCUGCAGCCUGUUCGGCCCUUGUACCCGGCAGCACUCUCCCAGCCUCCCCAGUUUCAAGGAUCAGGUGAUAUGGCUUCAUUUCUCAUGACUGAAGCCCGGCAACAUAACACGGAAAUUCGAAUGGCAGUCAGCAAAGUGGCUGAUAAAAUGGAUCAUCUCAUGACGAAGGUUGAAGAGUUACAGAAACACAGUGCUGGUAAUUCCAUGCUCAUUCCUAGCGUGUCAGUUACGAUGGAAACAAGCAUGAUUAUGAGCAACAUCCAGCGAAUCAUUCAGGAAAAUGAAAGAUUAAAGCAAGAGAUCCUUGAAAAGAGCGGUCGGAUAGAAGAGCAGAAUGACAAGAUUAGUGAACUAAUUGAAAGAAAUCAGAGGUAUGUUGAGCAGAGUAACCUGAUGAUGGAGAAAAGGAACAACUCACUUCAGACAGCCACAGAAAACACACAGGCAAGAGUAUUGCAUGCUGAACAAGAGAAGGCCAAGGUGACGGAGGAGUUAGCAGCAGCCACCGCCCAGGUGUCUCAUCUGCAACUGAAAAUAACUGCUCACCAGAAGAAGGAAACAGAGCUGCAGAUGCAGGUGACAGAAAGCUUGAAGGAGACAGACCUUCUCAGGGGCCAACUCACCAAACUGCAGGCAAAGCUCUCAGAGCUCGAAGAAACCUCUGAGCAAGCACAGUCCAAAUUCAAAAGUGAAAAGCAGAGCCGGAGACAACUAGAACUCAAGGUAACAUCCCUGGAGGAGGAACUGACCGACCUUCGAACUGAGAAGGAAUCCCUGGAAAAGAACCUUUCAGAAAGGAAAAAGAAGUCAGCUCAAGAGCGUUGUCAGGCCGAGGAGGAGAUAGAUGAAAUUCGUAAGUCAUACCAGGAGGAAUUGGACAAACUUCGACAGCUCUUGAAAAAGACUCGGGUGUCCACAGACCAAGCAGCUGCAGAGCAGCUGUCUUUAGUACAGGCUGAGCUACAGACAGAGUGGGAAGCAAAAUGUGAACAUUUGCUGGCCUCUGCCAAGGAUGAGCACCUGCAACAGUACCAGGAGGUGUGUGCACAGAGAGAUGCCAACCAGCAGAAGCUGAUACAACUUCAGGAAAAGUGUUCAGUCCUCCAGGCCCAAGUCACAGCCCUCACAGAGCAAAAUGAGCAGCACGUUAAGGAAUUGGAGGAGAACAAGGCCCAGACAUCUGGGGUUGAAGCGGCUACUACUGACCCCUCAGAGAAGGUCAAGAAGAUCAUGAACCAGGUGUUCCAGUCUUUGCGGGGAGAGUUUGAGCUGGAGGAGUCUUACGAUGGCAGGACCAUUCUGGGGACCAUCAUGAAUACAAUCAAGAUGGUGACUCUUCAGCUGUUAAACCACCAAGAGCGAGAGAAAGGAGAGAGCAGCAGUGAAGAAGAGGAAGAGGAGCAGCCGCAGAGCCCGUCCCAGGAGCAGUCAGCCGCAGACAAUUCCGCGCUGCCUCAGGCACCCCUGGGUGGGGAGAGGCAGGAGCCCCCCGUGGUGCCGUCAGAGCAGGCAGCGGAGGAAGCUGUCCUGCUGUCCCCUCGGGCCUUCCCCACUCCCCAGGAUGAUGCACAGAGAAGGGAGGGGGGGCCCUCAGAAGCAGAGGUGCUCUCAGAGCUGCGAGAUGGUUCCCUCCCACCCGACCUGGCUUGCGUCCCACCCCACAGAGUUCUGGGGCCUCCAACUUCAAUUCCACCUCAGCCUCCCGGCCCUGUAACUAUGGACUCUGAGUGUGAGGAGACACUUGCUGCCAGCCCGCUGGCACCUAAGCCUGAUAGCUCAUUGGGAAACGUCUGUGUCAGGGAAGUGACCUCAGAGGGCCCACUGCAAGAAAGCUCCACAGGACUGUCCCUGACUUCAGACCCCGAGAAGGGGGACCCACUGGCCGUAGGGCUUCCUGAAAGCCCAGGAGGAGAGCUUCAGCCCCCAGAGCUUAAUAAAGACGAGGAUGUCACUGGCUCUGCUGGUCCCUCCGAGCAGCUGUCAAGCACAGAGGCAGGAUCUGCAGCCGCAGGAGCAGCCCUCAGCCCCAGCCAUCGUUCUCAGCGUUCCAGUCUCUCUGAGGAUGAAGAAGAUGAGCUGUUUAAAGGGGCGACUCUGAAAGUUCCAAGGCCUAAAGCACAGCCUGAGGAGGAGGAUGAAGAUGAGGUGGUAAGGAGAUCCCAGGCACUGCCACGUCCUCAUACCAUCACCUGGGGGCCCCUCCCCACUGGCUCUGAGAAGAGAAAUGGAGUCUGUUGGUGGCCCACUGCCUGGACUCUGUGUGCAGGGCCCUGUGGGAGCGGGCUUGGGGCUGGGAGGGGGCAGCUCUGUAAGCAGAGCAGGGAUGGUCAGAUACCACUUUUCUCUUAAAAAAGAAUCACAGUGUCUGACCAUGCAGGAAUUAGUCCCACUGGAAGUGAGGAAAGUUGGGCUGCUUAGUCCUACAUUGGAAUGUCAAAGCCUCAGGUUUCCCCAGAUAUGCCUGGAUAUUAAUUUUAUUUAAUCAUUGGAAGGGACUUUGGAGAUGAUCUUGUCUGGCAUCCUCAUUCACAGACAAAAAAAAUUGAGGCUCAGAAGGAUGAUUUACCUAAAGCCACAGAGUGAGUUAACAGCAGGACUAGGACUAGGACUAAAACCCUAGGCUCGUAUUAAGGCCAUCUGUUUCUGAGCUUUUUCUGCUUACUCAGCCUGCUUUCCAACCUGCUGCCUUGUUUUGUCAUCGCCAUAUCCCUGGGCAGAAAAUGGGUUCAGGACUAAUAGCAUAGCCUUGCUUUACAGAAAACGAGAGUGAAACCCAGGAAGGGAAGUUGCUGAUAGAGCUUGAAUUAGAGCCCCAAUUCCUCCAUCUGCUGUUCCCCCUCGUGCUAUGUUACAACGUUUCUGGCUGUCACUAACCAUUUUGACUGAUGUGAUGGGAAGUUCACUGGUGUCAAAUGUGUGUGGGGAAUACAGAUGAGCUUCAGUCUCAGUCCCUCCCAGGGACAGAAUAUGAGGGUGAAUCGGGGCAAAUUCUGUCCCCUCACGUAUCAGUCAAAGUGGGUUUUGCCUUUUGCCAAAGCCUUGGGAAGACAGCUGUGACAGAUCUGAGAUCCAGCUCAUAUGUAUCAGAGCCCUUCCCUCUUGCCUGUGUUCCUUUGGGAAAAAUGUACCAGUUUCUUCUGUUAGCCUUUUUACCAAGAAUUAAGUUUUCAUUUGAGAAUCCUGAAUAUAAAUUCUGCAUUUAAAAAGAAAAAAAGGAAAAAAAAAUUGAGUAUCCUAAGUGACUGCCCUAAAUAUAGUUGAAAUUUUUAAGUUAGCAGGUAUAUUGUUGGUAUUAAUACUAAUACCAUCAAGUUAACAUCUGUUUCUUAGGUAUUCUGAAAACCACUCCACAAACAUGUCCAUUAAAUCUUCUACUACUCCAGUGAGGUAGGCACUUUUAUCCCAUUUUAUAGAUCAGAGGACUGACGCUCAGGACAAUUAAAUAAUGUAACUAAGGUUAUGUGGCUGGUAAAUGUAGAGCUAGAACUUUAGCCCAGACAAAACAGAAGCUGUGAGCCAAAUUUGAAAAUUAUAGGCCAGGUGUGGUGGCUCACGCCUGUCAUCCCAGCACUUUGAGAGUCGUAGGCAGAAGGAUCGCUUAAGCCCAGUUUUCGGCUGCAGUGAGCUAUGUUUGCAUCACUGCAUUACAGCCUGGAAGCAAGAUCUUAUCUCUUACAACAAAACAAACAAAAAAAAUCCUAUACUGUCAGAGUUUAGAGAUCACUUGCUUGAUGCCUGGACAGAAGUACUAGGUCUGUUAGUUGGUAGUGGUGAUAGGAUUAGCCCAGAGGCUGCUGUACACACCUGUGGCUUUGUGAAGACUGGUCCUGGUCAGCAGUAGCUCACCAGAGCAGAAAGUACCUUGGUAGAGACUAUUCAUUUCGUGCCUGUCUCUAGCAUAGAUCCCUGCUCUACACCCCCACCUCCCAUGGGACCUGUUUCCUGCUGAUCCAGAGUUAUGAAAGGGUGCGGUUCUCAUGGCCCCGUUAGUCCCCUCUAUCCCCCUGGUUGGAGGGAGCAAGAGUGGGGCCAGAGAAACGAGGCACCUGGGAGGCUGUGGCCCUGUGCUCUUCACUUCUUGGGAGUCUCCACUUGGGAAUGUGGCCAAGCCUCUAAAUUCAACUCUGUCUCAAAUGAUGGGAUCACAUCCAGAGCCAGUUAGGCCACCUUAGGCCACAACAACAGUGUUUUUUCAAAAGUGACUGUAUUCUGCCCAGCCUCCCUCCAUCUUCCCACGUCCUGUCCCUAUCUCAGGCCUGCUUUGCUUCUCGGUUUCUUCCUCCUACUCCCAUCUCUCCUCUUUGACUCUUCUUUCUGUACACGAAAUGAUGAGGGGAAAACCUGUCAAUUCAUGUGCUUCACAAAUAAAUGACAAAAUUAGCCAAACAAAGUUGGUCUUUUGUCUCUGUUGAAAGAGUGCCUCCCUUCUCGGCAUGCUUUGUCUCAGCUUUAUCUGGAAGCCUAGGUUUGCUGGCCUCAGAGUCGGUCCUUCCAGUGCAACUUCUUUUGCAACCCAGAGCCAGGACCAGAAGUUGGAUCACUUCACCUCACAGGUGGGAAGUCCAAUUGGUACAGGGACAAGUGAGGACUGACUACUCUUUCCUGUUU
Molecule: messenger RNA, 6170 nt
Organism: Lemur catta (Ring-tailed lemur)
Lineage: Eukaryota; Metazoa; Chordata; Mammalia; Primates; Lemuridae
Gene: FKBP15
Product: FKBP prolyl isomerase family member 15
Exons: 27
Coding region: 123-3911 (1262 amino acids)
Cellular component (GO): growth cone
Molecular function (GO): peptidyl-prolyl cis-trans isomerase activity
Source: RefSeq, a predicted model, not a curated record